Molecule: messenger RNA, 1759 nt
Organism: Columba livia (rock pigeon)
Lineage: Eukaryota; Metazoa; Chordata; Aves; Columbiformes; Columbidae
Gene: C17H12orf76
Product: chromosome 17 C12orf76 homolog
Exons: 2
Coding region: 58-237 (59 amino acids)
Source: RefSeq, a predicted model, not a curated record
GGGCCGGGCCGGGCGCACAAAGGCCGGGGCGGCGGGGCCGGGCCCGGGUGGGAGGCGAUGGCGCUGGUGGCGGCGGUGGCCCGGGCCCUGGCGGCGCUGGCCCUGGCGGAGCGCAGCCGGCCCUACGCUGUGCUGCAGAAACAGAACCUGGUGCUGCUGGGCAGCAUCCUCAGCGCCCUGGUCCUCACCAUCAUCCUCAUGGCCGUCUGCGUCUACAAGCCGGUCCGGCGGCGAUAGCGGAGCGGGAACCGGGGGCCGCUGUGGGGAAGCGCUGCCGGUUCUCCUGCCCGGUUCUGCUGCCCGGUUCGUUCCCAGCUUGCCCGACGCCUCUCCCGCCAGCGCCGGGGCUGCCCCGAUGUCGUGUGCGCGGCUCUUUGCCCACGCAGCAUCGCGUGGCUCCAUCAUGAUGUGGCUUUCAACAACAGCACGGCCAGGGGCUGCACAUCACACCCCGGUCCUUAGCAAACUGACCCCCGGGACCGCUUUCCUAGCAAACCCCGUUGGGUUGGAGCAGGGUCUGUAGCAAUGCACUGUCUUGCCCAAACACAGCAUUUCAGCGAGGCCGAUGUGACGUGAUGUGCUCCAGAGCAUCCCUGGGGCGUGGGUGCACCUGGAGCCUCAGGGGAGCGCGACCGGCACUGACACCUGCUCUGAUCGGUGCUGGGGAACCGUCCUGGGCUGGCACGAGAACACAGCCGGACUGCAGCAUCGCUGCCUGUCCAGCAGGCCUGUGCACUUGUUUACACCACAUCUGGUUUUGCUUUCUGAUUAAUUCAGUUCCUUGCUUGAAUGCUGAGUCUUGAGGGUUUGUAGAGCAGCCUGCAAAAGUAGUCUGAAGCAAAAAGCUCAGUGACCCAGUGCAGCUGUGGCUGGUACCUCCGAGCAGAACUACUGAAGCAUGAGCAGACCGUGGUGUAGCAGUUAGCUAAACAGCCCCCAGCAGCCUUGCACCCAACCAGCCGUGUGGAACCAGUUAGGAACUGGGGUGCUGGCCAGGGUUUGCAGCUUGUGCCGAAAACCCGUCUCCUCACAGGUGGAUUUGUGCUCCUGGGCAGGUUACGGUGCACAGGAGCCCCUGGAAGCCGGGCAGAUGCUGAGGCUGCUGUGUGCAGGGUCUCUGGCAGCACCUUGUGUUGAAGCUCGGGACAGACCUGUUCUAUGCAUUUUCAGUGACCAAGUGUUUACGCUGAAAUCACACUUAUGUAUAAAUGCUGCUAUUUUGUUUUGCACUGCUGUGAGUAGUAACUGGAUUUUGCUUAUUAUUAUGUUGGUAUUUAACAUAGGGGUGUUUUGUCUAGUAAUUUAUUUAGUGUUUUAAAUCUUCAAGAACAAUUGUGUCGACCUGUUGUCUAAAACCUUGUGCUGCAUCUGACAUGUUUUCUGUUUGGUUUGUUCAAAGAACACUGACCACUCUCCUUGCAAUGGGGAUUUUCUUUGCUGCUCCUCUGUUAGUAAAGUGGUAGGACGCUGGCCUAGAACAGACCGAGUUACUAAUCUAAGUGAAACAUGAGUGAGGAUGCAAGGUAAUGCUGUUCUGUUGCUUUCCGAUCCUUUUCUCUUUUUGCUCUCGGGGUCCUGUAUCACUGAUUUUUCUCGGUCCUUCACCUGCUGUGUAACUUGGCCGGUAGCCGUGUGCUGUUCGAGGGGUGGAUGGUACAGCUUGCAGCUACAGCUCCGCGCUCCCGGGAACAGUGUUAUUUGCAUUCAUUCUUCACUCCCUGCUAUGUCUCUUUGUACAAAUAAAGAGCUAAGUCAACAA